CAACUGUCAAAAAAAUUCUAGCAAGCCUUUUGGUAUGAAAAAAGAUUCUUGUUUUGGAGUAGUUUUCAAAUGGUUGAAGUAAAUUAAUUCCAUUAUUUUUAUUAAGAAAAUUGAUAAGAUGGAUCAUUCAAUAGCUGCACAAGGGACACCAGAGUCUGAUCCAGGAAGCUUCGAAUGUUUUCAAAAUUACACUGCUCCAGAAGUGUUUAUUCAGGGUCUUGCUGGUAUUAUUGAUCAACAAGAUGUCGAAUCUAUGAUAAGAGCCCAGAAACACAUGUUACAAAGAUUCGAAAAGACCAACGAAAUGUUGACAAACUGUAAUCAGUUAUCUGUAAAUCGACUAAAAUCAGCUGGAGUCGAGUUCAAAAAACAUACUGCACUCCUGAUAGAAAUGAAAAAAGAUUUAGAUUAUAUAUUUAAGAAAAUUCGACUCGUUAAAAAUAAAUUGAGUCAGCAGUAUCCACAAGCAUUUAAUGAAGCAGUAAGAAGUAGUUUAGCAGAAGAAGUUCUAGUAGAAGACAUUAAUCAAGGACCAAAACCUCUUGAACCAGAAGUAGUUCCAUUCACCGUUGCUCCUUCUAGCAUAGCUAAAGAUCAAGAUCCAGAUUCUGAUGUUCCAGUCGAGGAGUUUCAAUUUGCAAAGCUUCGUAAACGAGAAUUGAAACGCAACGAUAGUUCUUCAACGGACAGCAACAACGAUCAAAGUAACGCGGAUGAUUCGUCCUGUACCUCAGAUACCAAUUGAUGGAAUAAAGUAAUUUAUUUUUUAUUUUA
This is a messenger RNA of Chelonus insularis, 774 nucleotides long. RefSeq names its product kxDL motif-containing protein CG10681. NCBI's taxonomy places the organism in Eukaryota, Metazoa, Arthropoda, Insecta, Hymenoptera, Braconidae. The transcript is spliced from 6 exons. The coding region runs from base 119 to 745 and encodes 208 amino acids. The record is from RefSeq and is a predicted model, not a curated record. Gene Ontology annotation, biological process: lysosome localization. Gene Ontology annotation, cellular component: BORC complex.